This is a messenger RNA of Misgurnus anguillicaudatus (oriental weatherfish), 526 nucleotides long. The record is from RefSeq and is a predicted model, not a curated record. NCBI's taxonomy places the organism in Eukaryota, Metazoa, Chordata, Actinopteri, Cypriniformes, Cobitidae.
GUAGUUUUCUGUUCCGAUAGUACAUUAAUACUGUCUUAAGUGUUUUUAGACCAAUUUACACUUGAUUAUAAGCUAUUUCAUUUUUACAUUUUGUUCCUACAGUAUACAAGCCUGAAACAACAAUGCCGAAAAGAAGCAAAGCUAACAGUGGCACUGAAGCAACCGGGCCGAAGAGAAGGUCUGAGAGACUUCAAACUAAACCCCAAACGUCAAAGCCGGAGCCAAAGCCAAAGAAGGCACCUGCAAAGGGCAAAAAGGCUAAGGCAGUAGAAAAGGCCAAACCAGAGGCUAAAUCUGAGGAGAAGACCCCUGCGGAGAAUGGAGAUACUAAAGCUGAUGAAGGAGCAAACGCUGAUGGAGAGGAGAAAUAAUGAGGAGAAAUAGACCAGAAAGAGAGCUGCUAAAUAACACCAGAGCUCCCAUACCUCUUUUCUUGUACAAUACAGAGGAAUAUUUUUUAUGACUAUUUUCUAAGAAAGCAUGUUUUUUAGUUCAAUAUUAAAAACUCAUUUUAUUAAAAAAAAAA